CCUCGCUGGCCCGGCAGCAGCGUGGAGGGCCCGCGGCACGGCUGUGCCAGUGCGGCCCGGCCCGAGGCAGCCCUGCCGCGCUUUUGACUUCCCCCGUGUUUCCACUCCGUCCUCCCCCGAGCUCUGGGUGCCCUUGGGCUGCUGCGGUGGCAUUUCCCCUCAGGAGGUGGCGCAGCCGCCGUGGCCGGGCCGCGGGGUGCUCGGGCUUUGGCCCGCGCCAUUCUCCUGGCUCGCACCAUGCCCUGUGUCACCCUUGGGGCGCUUCACUGCCAGGGGAGGGGUUUUUGAAAUAACGCGUGAAUAUUGCCUGAAGGAAAAGGGAAAGAAACGAGGCCGGGAGGAAGAGAACCCCCUCACCUGCUGAGCAGGGCAGCUGUGGGACCAUGGAAGAAAAGGAGACGUCACCGAGUCACACCUCAGAGAGCAGCAUGUUGGACCUCCCCUCUGUUUGUGACCUAGCAGAGCACUUUCUGCCUCCACACAGCUCUGAGAACAGCCAGGAGCUUUAUCCUUCUGGGGAUGUUUUUCCCUCUCCACCCACAGGAGAGAGCAAUCCAUCAUCUGCAGGUCCUGCAGCCUGUUCUGCUGAAGGCUCUGAGGAACCAAACGUGAGCUGUUACCUAAAAGCAGGGCUGUGUGAGCCCUCUGAACCUAAUGAUGUGCUCUCAUGGAUGUAUGAACGUGGUGGUGCAGAAGAUCCCAGCAUCAGGGACUCUCUGGAUUGCUUCUACAAAAUGUAUUGCAGAAAGCAGCCAGAGAGAGAGGAUCCGACCUACGAGGCUGCCUCACGGUGUCUGUCACAGAAGAUUUCAGAGCUGGAGCAAAAAGAUGGGACAAAAUAUGUGUCACGAUGCCUGCAAAUGGCACAGCUGGUCUUGAACAGAGAUGGAUGUAAGAUCUUUCCAAACCACCCCCCUUCUGCUUGCUUUUCAAAGCCAGCUGAAGGAGAAGUCUUGUUGGAAAACAGGAGGAGGACACCUGGACUCUCAGAUGAUGUCUUGCAGUUCCUCUUGAAACAAACACAGGCAGAACGUAGCCCUGAUGUGUCACACAAGAAGUGAGCAAGACACUGCUUUGUUUGUGUCAUGGAAGCUUUGCUUUCACUCCAGAAAGAGGUGACUUUCUUAGACAGACAUUGUUGUCCAAGCACCACCUUCAGCACCAGAUGCUCCAUGGAGGGGUUCACCCACACCAGACCUUGCACCUUGCUCUCUGAAGGGCAGCACUGCUUUAGGAGCAUCUGUGCAACUGCUUGGGAUGUGUUGACUGAUGCAGUGUUUGUUGCUGGGACAUCAGACAUGAUAAUUUAUACCUACCAGGCUUUUAAAUUGGCCUGCAUCCUUACCCCAGGGUAACAGUGGUCCAGCCCAAAUUCAGCCCCUGGGUGGGCAUUGCUGUCCAAUGCUGUUGGCUAGAACAGAAUGUUUGAAUGACCUUGGCAUGGUGUGCUCCAGCUCUGCAGAGGGAAAGUUAAGAUUUUGUUCUGAGUAUCUGUCUCCACAGGGUGCCUGUUAGCUCUGUGUUUUUACCUACAGACAUAUAACCCCAUAGUUCAUUACUGCAAUGCCAAGUGAGUUUUUCUGACAGAAAAAGUGUGUGUGUGCAUGAGAAAGAGAAAAUACAGUUCUGAGUGUGCUCUCUGACAGUGCUUCUGUCCUAUUUACCUCCUCACCAUUACCUCCCCCAACAACCUUCAGUUCCUUUCUGACUUUCAUGGUGGUGCUAAUGAGAUCCCUGGGGGAAAGUUCCCUUUAAAAUGAAAUGGAUCUCUCUGAGCCCAAAGAGGCUGAUGUCAGUCAGCAACAGAGCAAUGAGCCCACACAGACACUUAAGGUUUCUCUCUCAGAAGCCUCCCAGCUCGGUGGCUUCUUUGUUGUUUUACUGCCUCUGCCAGGCAGAUAAAUGUCUUUGUGCAUGUUUUCCACCCACUGGCCUGUGGACUGAAAGAGCAGUUUGCUGUAGUGAUGUUGUUUGCUGACUGGUGAGGCCAUUCUGCAGCGUGGGUGUGAGCAAGGAAGCACAGAGUGCCAGUGGAAGGGAAGUGUUUAAGAUGUCAGCAGAUGGGCAAAGGAGAAAGACAGAAAGGGUGGUUGGGGUCUCAAAGGUCACCAUCAGUGUGGUUGCUCCAGUACAGCCACAGGGCUCACACCAGUUUUGGUAUUUGGUGUCCAGUGUUUGCCAGCCCAGCUGCAAACCUCUCAUCCACUCCCUGUCCACAGUGGCCAGAUCUCAGAGUGGGUGUUUGUGUUCCUGCAUGUCACAUUCCCUCCUGCAGUCCCACAUGGGGCUGCUAUUCCUGCCUUGCUGCCCCUGGCAAAUUGGCACAGCUGCUGUGCUCUGCAGGUGUUUCCAGCAAAGGCAAUGGAAAUUUGGCUGCUGCCUUCAGUCAGAGCAGGAGGGGGCCCAGCUGGCUGCAAGUUAUGGCCAGAGUCUUAGGACUUGGUUUAAUUUCUCUUUGCAAAUAGAUUUACAUUGGAAGGGCCUGGGUUUAGUUUCCUGUCCCUGAGUCAUCAUGGAACCAAUACAUUUAGCUUUGUGGUGGUCCUGCUCUGUGUGUUGCUUGCUUGCUUUUAUGGCAGAGGUGUUGUACAUGUGCUGGAGGGCACACAGAAUAUUGGAGCAGACCUUCAGCAGCUCCCCCAGCAUUACUCAAGCUAAUGGUGCUAAGGGGAAAAAAAGAGGUGAGGAUGCAGCAUCAUUUCUGUAGUAGCAAACAAACCCACAGGUGCUUGUGUAUCAAAAUCCAGAUGAAAGCAUCCUGUUGGCAAAAACCAUAGAGAAUGGUAAUAUCAGCUAGUUUAGCCACAGAUACAGCUGGAAAAAGCAAGCAUGCUCCUGAGUGUGCUGUCAGUAAUUACAGAAACAUCAUGGCCCCUCUGCCAGCUCACACUGCUUAACCCCCACGGAUCUGUCACAGCCACAAGGGCACUGGUUUGACAGAUGUAGGGAGAUACUGCUGAGGAUGUACAGGGAAAAAGGAAGGUCUUCAUUGUGAAUCACAUGUUGUUGCUUUUAAUCUUUGCCAGUGCUUAUGCUGUUCCACACAGUCAAAUUAGCUGCUGUGCAAAACCUCUUAACUGCCAUUUUAAGGGAAGUAAACUCCCAUGAAGAGAGAGAUGGAGAAAUCAGAGGUCUGCAUCUGCAUCUGAAUCCCUUCAAUUGCUGUGUUUGGUUUGUUGAUGAAUUGGUCAGUGCUUUAGGUUAGCUUGAAAACCAUCUGGUCUCCUAUUCAAACUUUAAAAAAAUAAUUUAAAAAAAAGCCAAAGACAUUCAAUUUCCACAAAGAAAGCUUGCAGAAAAAUAGGAAGUUCCUGCUCUUCAAGAGAGACCUGCUACUACUAAUGUUUGAGACAUCCCUACUGGGUUUUGAUGGAAGAGAAAAGAAGCUCAGAAUGACAAAAUAGAGAAAAGGUGGCUGCUGGAAGAGCAUGAAGAGAGAUACUGGCAGAGGAGAGCAUGAAACUGUUCAAUUUUAAGGACCAACGUAGGCAGAACAGACUGGAUGCAGCUGAAAAUUUUGGAUUAUGACUCAUAUCUACAAAUCUUGUCUGGCAUCUUGCAGAGGACAUGGUAAUCUCUGUGCUGCUGAAACAUGCAGUCUUUUGAGAAGUUUGCACCCC
This is a messenger RNA of Agelaius phoeniceus (red-winged blackbird), 3620 nucleotides long. It is a transcript of the gene SHLD1, whose product is annotated as shieldin complex subunit 1. NCBI's taxonomy places the organism in Eukaryota, Metazoa, Chordata, Aves, Passeriformes, Icteridae. The record is from RefSeq and is a predicted model, not a curated record. Gene Ontology annotation, biological process: regulation of double-strand break repair via nonhomologous end joining.